AUGUCGAAUAGGAGGGCUGACUGGAUACACAGAAUACCUGACUCAGAAUGGCACGUGGCCUUCGAUUUCAGAGCAAACGGAGAGGAGCGAAGCGGAGGUAAUAUACAGCUUUGGUACGUCAAGCAGGCCUCGGCUGUUGGGACGUCGAGCAUAUAUACUGUUGGAAAAUUUGAUGGUCUCGCUAUCACAAUUGAUACGCACGGAGGCAGGGCCGGCAUUCGAGGCUUUUUAAACGACGGAACCACAGACUACAAAGGCAGUGGUAAUGUGGAUGCUCUUGCUUUCGGUCACUGUGAUUAUCAAUACCGCAACCUAGGCCGUCCAUCAAAGCUACAGGUCAAGCAGUCGAGUCGGGAGUUUGAGGUCUUGAUAGAUGGAAAUACUUGCUUCAAAACCCCAAAGGUCUUCAUUCCCCCAGGGAACGUUUUUGGUAUCACAGCCGCCUCGGCUGAGAGCCCUGACUCAUUUGAAGCCUUCCGCUUUGUAGCUACCACCUAUCCUGGCAGCAACCAACAUCAGGAGAGAAGCCACGAGUCCCAGCAAAGACCUGGCCAGGCCAACUAUGAUAAGGCACCAACUGGUAGCAACGUGGAUAUCAAGGAUCUCCAGGAUCGGCUCCAAGCCAUCUCUAGUACAACCAACAAGCUAAUUGAUGAACUACACGCUCUAUCAGCUACCAGCGAUGAUAGGCUGAAGGAGAUCAUCCGCAUGGUUUCUCACCGCGACCAAGUGAGCAGCGUGGACCAGAGACUUCAGCGCGUAGAGCGAAUGGUCGAGUCUAUGCAGAGGGAAAUAGAGGGCAAGGAUUACCAUCACCAGUUCAGACAACUGCAAGACCUGUUGCAUACCUCUCACUCCGGCCUGUUGGAUACCCUCCACGAUUCAUCUCACCGUAUCAUCUCCGCCGCACCACGCAUGGGCUUCUUUAUUAUCCUUAUAAUUGCCGUCCAGCUUCUGCUCGCGGUUGCUUACAUCCUCUACAAGAAACGUAGAGCCAGCAUGCCGAAGAAGUUCCUAUAG
Trichophyton benhamiae CBS 112371 is the source of this 1020-nucleotide messenger RNA. Its product is annotated as lectin family integral membrane protein, putative. Bases 1 to 1020 code for a protein of 339 amino acids. The record is from RefSeq and is a predicted model, not a curated record. Gene Ontology annotation, cellular component: endoplasmic reticulum-Golgi intermediate compartment; Golgi membrane; endoplasmic reticulum membrane. NCBI's taxonomy places the organism in Eukaryota, Fungi, Ascomycota, Eurotiomycetes, Onygenales, Arthrodermataceae. Gene Ontology annotation, biological process: endoplasmic reticulum to Golgi vesicle-mediated transport; Golgi organization; endoplasmic reticulum organization. Gene Ontology annotation, molecular function: D-mannose binding. The transcript is spliced from 4 exons.